AUGUUUCUGCUGCUGCCUGUGUGUCACUGCUGUGUCGCCCUGUUGUGUCCGUGUGUGUGUGAGGAGGAGGAGGAGGAGGAGGAGGAGGAGGAGGAGGAGGAGGAGAAAGGAACCUCCAUCAGCCUCAGAGAGGAAAAAAAAACUGAAACAAGCGUCUGUUUCAGGUCUGAAGGAGAAAGAUUUGUGUGGAAUAAACCUUUAAAAUCAGAAUCAGCAGGUGGAUCCACUGAAGAAGAAGAAGAAGAAGAAGAAGAAGAAGAAGAAGAAGAAAUGUAG
Xyrichtys novacula (pearly razorfish) is the source of this 276-nucleotide messenger RNA. Lineage: Eukaryota; Metazoa; Chordata; Actinopteri; Labriformes; Labridae. The record is from the annotation of a GenBank genome assembly.